GGCUGUGUUUAUUUCAGCGUAAAUUUUGGAUUUUGGUUAAAAUUAGAGAUGAUGUGGCUGAAAAGUUAUGUGUAUGACAGGUUGACGUGAUGAAAAAGAAUUGAAGUUUAGAUCCAAACUUUGGAUCUAUACACACAGACGGAUUCAGAUCAUGCGCAGUUAUAGCUAUUACUGCAACUUAUAUUCUGUGCUACAGUAUUUAUGCUACAGUACGAUGAAUAGUGCACCUCGCUGAUCUGGACCGUUCCAUCUACAUCCGUUGAUGAAAACUGGUACCGCCUAAAUUGCAGUCCCAGUAGCGACUGCAGCUGAUCCGGAUUCAACACGGACAUAGUACACCCUCUUGUUGCUUCGAUGAGACUGGUCCUUAGCACAAUCAUCAAACCACUACCAUUAUAUCAGUGCUUGGUGUUCUAUUGGGUUAAGGAAUUCUCGAUCGUUCUCUGCUAGUAGGAAAUCGAGCCGACUGACCAGCGAUGUCGGCGGUUGAGAGGAAGACGGCGUGCGUCACCGGCGGCAACGGGUACAUCGCUUCGGCGCUCAUCAAGAUGCUGCUGCAGAAGGGAUGUGCUGUCAACACGACAGUCAGAAACCCCGGAAUUUGGUUUUAGCCUCUGAAACUGCUGCUACACAUUGCAAUUUUGAGUCGCAGAAAACAUGGAGAAGAACUCCCACUUCAAGGACUUGCACGCACUUGGUCCCCUGGCGGUCUUCCGCGCCGACUUGGAGGAGGAAGGCAGCUUCGACGAGGCGGUCGCCGGCUGUGAUUACGCCUUCCUCGUCGCUGCUCCGGUGAACCUCAAGUCAGAGAACCCUCAGAAAGAACUGGUGGAAGCCGGUGUACGAGGCACUCUGAACGUGAUGAGGUCGUGCGUGAGAGCCGGCACGGUGAGGCGCGUGGUCCUCACAUCGUCGGCGGCCGCCGUCUCCGGCAGGCCGCUGCAAGGCGACGGCCAUGUCCUCGACGAGUCGUCAUGGUCCGACGUCGACUACCUCAGCUCACCAGCCAACAAGACAUCUCCCGGAAAGGCGUACUCGCUUUCGAAGGUUCUUUCAGAGAAGGAAGCGAGCAGGGUCGCGGAGGAGAACGGCAUCAGCCUGGUGACCGUUUGCCCGGUGGUCACCGUUGGCCCGGCGCCGGCAGCGGAGGCCAAACCGUGCGUCGCCGCCGUCCUCUCCUUGCUCUCCGGCGACCAGGAGAUGAUCAGCACCGUGAAGCUCAUGGAGAAGGCCACCGGCGGGCUAAUGCUGGUCCACGUCGACGACCUCUGCCGCGCCGAGAUAUUCCUCGCCGAGAAGCCGCCGCCGGCGGCGGCGGCGGCGGCGGCGGAGAGGUACAUCUGCUGCGGCCUCAGCGCCACCAUGCUGCAGCUCGCCCGCUUCCUGGCGGCCAAAUACCCGGAGUACAAUGUCGACGUCGCCGCCCUCGGCGACCUCCCGGAGAAGCCGAGGAUCCGCCUCUCGUCGGAGAAGCUCGCCGGAGAAGGGUUCGAGUUCAAGAACAGGACGCUGGACGAGAUGUACGAUGAUGCCUUCUUGGAGUACGGUAGAGCCCUCGGGAUUCUGCCAUACUGAUAACGAUGUUGUUCCCCUCGUAUAUCAUCUGUUUCUCUGGUGGUGAUUGUUAGACUUUGCUCUAGGAUCACCUAGGUUAGAUCUAGUCGGGUGGUUCUAUUUGGGUUUGAUGAACGACAUUGUAGAUGAAAGGGAGAGGGUUUAGAUA
This is a messenger RNA of Oryza sativa Japonica Group (Japanese rice), 1723 nucleotides long. Its product is annotated as anthocyanidin reductase ((2S)-flavan-3-ol-forming). NCBI's taxonomy places the organism in Eukaryota, Viridiplantae, Streptophyta, Magnoliopsida, Poales, Poaceae. The record is from RefSeq and is a predicted model, not a curated record. Gene Ontology annotation, molecular function: oxidoreductase activity, acting on the CH-OH group of donors, NAD or NADP as acceptor.